AUGAAACUCAGCAGGCCAUUCGGUUCUCCAGCGGCCAGACUGCACAACCUUAAAACUUGGGCGCAAUCAAUUUACGCAGCCCUUGCUUGCUAUCCGUAUAGGUCCAUCAAGACUUUGCUUCUUGGACAUAAUAGCUUAAAAGUCAUCCCGCCCGGCGUCUUCCUGCUGGCGGGCCUCGAGCAGCUCGACUUGAACCAUAACAGACUAACCGACGCUAGCGGACCCUGGUACCAUCUCAGCUCUCUUCAGUCCCUCGACUUGUCGCAUAAUGACCUGCGGAUGCUCCCCCCGGACAUUGGUUGGCUGCCUCUCGCCUCCCUGGAGCUGGGGGGCAAUGACAACCUGAGGGUGCCGGAGGGGGUCAUGGCGGGGGGCUUCAGGGCGGUGAUCAGCUACCUCCAGGUCAUAUGCGAGCAGCACCGGCUGGUGGAGCAACACCUGGACAAGUUUGCGGCGCCGGCGACUGAGGGGGAAGGGGGUGGGCCGCUCAGGGCCCGCCCCGCCGACCCCCACACGCUCUCUCAUCUGGUAGCCCGGCGUCUGGGGGCCGCGGCGGUGACUGGUGUGCUGGAUGUCAAGUACGUGGGCACGGAGGCGGCGCUGGCGGAGCUGUCCAAACUACAGGCAGUCUACGUGGCCGAUGUACGGCACAACGGCUGGAGUUCCGUACCGCCUGAGGUGUUAAAGCUCAACGGCCUGGUGGUGCUGAACGCCUCAGAUAACGACAUUGAGUCCCUGGCGGAAGGCAUCACGCCGCAGCACCUGGGGGUCCUCAACCUCUCCUUCAACCGCCUCGCCUCCCUGCCCCCGGCACUGGGCGCUUCUCCCGUGCUUCAGCAGAUGUACCUGGCCAACAACCGCCUCACCGACCUGCCCCGCACCUUUGCCUGUCUGCCCAUGGUGGACCUCUUCCUCAGCGAGAACCUGUUUGAGCGGGUGCCCGUGGCGGUGCUGGGCAUGUCGCAGCUGGCCAAGCUGUCCAUGGCGUGUUGCCGGCUGAGGGAGGUGCCGGAUGCGCUGGGCAGCGUGGCGACGCUUAAGUUUCUCGAUCUGUCGUUCAACCAGCUCAGCUCCCUGCCGGACGGCCUGUCUCGCCUCACCGCCCUCAACGCGCUCAACGUGUCCUUCAACCCGCUGACCGGGUUUCCCCCCGUGCUCACCACCAUCACCGGACUGCUGGAGCUCAACCUGGAUCACACAGGUGUGCAGACUGUUCCUGAGGGGCUGGGUGAGCUGCGGAGGUUGGAGGGGCUGCAGCUGGAGGGCUGUCCACUGCCGGAGCCAGCAGCCACCCUGUAUGCGGCCAACCCGCUGCUGCUGGUGCAGCCGGUGCAGCACACUAUCCGUCACGUGCCCGCUGAGGGUCCCGUUCACAACACCGCGCUGACCUCCCUGGACCUGUCGGGACUGGGCUUGGAAAAGAUCCCGCAGCUGUCCCGGCUGGUCGGCCUGACCGCCCUGGACCUCUCCCGCAACCGCUUCUCCCGGCCCCCGCCCGAGCUGGUUCGUCUCACCGACCUGCACGCCCUCAGUCUGCGGGACAACCCGCUGGCGCACCCCUUUGACGUGCUGCUGGAGGCCCAGGGCGAUUUGGCGCUGGUGGACCUCAUUGACCCGGAAGCAGACAAGCUGGACAUGUCGGGGUGCGGGCUCGAGUCCCUCCCAGCUGAGCUAGCCCCCCAUGCGGGCAAGCUGACGCAGCUCAAGCUGUCCAACAAUAACCUCACCUCCGGUCCCGCCUCCCUGCCCGAGUGGCUCACCUCGUUCGGUGCCCUGGCCACCGUGGUGCUGGACCGCAACCGGCUGGCGGAGCUGCCGGCGGUGCUGACACGCCUGCCCCGGCUGUCCAUUCUCAUGGCGUCAUUCAACGUCAUAUCCAACCUGCAGCAGGACGUGCUGGUGGGGUUCAGCAGGCUCAAGGCACUGGUGCUUCAAAACAACCAGGUUUCGGAGCUGCCAGCCAGCAUCUCCCGGCUCACUGAACUCAAGGCUCUGGUGCUCUCCGGCAACCGACUGACCUCCCUUCCGGAUGCCCUGUGCGGCUGCUCCGGACUGCGGCUGCUGGACAUGUCCCACAACGGCCUCACCUCGCUGCCCUCGGGGAUCGCAGCCCUGUCCAAACUCAAGUCGCUCAAGCUGUCCCACAACGAGCUGCCCACAGUGCCCAGGGGAAUGAGCUGCCUGCUGGGCCUUACGGAGCUGCAGCUCGCGCAUAACCCCCUGCCGCUGCAGGGUAUGGAGCUCAACGCCACCGGCGCGCCUGCUGUACGGCAAAUGAUAGCGGCGCUGCUGGCGGCCUGCGCUGCGCUGCCUGCCGCCAUCCACGCUGCCGAGCUGGAGGCUGCGGCCGCAGCGCUAGCGGCUAAGGCUGCGACGGCGGCGAUGCUGGCUGCGGCCGAGGAGGAGGAGGCGGCUGCGGCGGCGGGUGGCGGCGGUGCGGCCGAGGCGGAGGCUGAGGCGGCGGCGGUGAUGGCUGACGUGGCGGCCCUGCGCGAUGAGGAGGAGCAGCGGGCGGCGGCGCCGGCACCUCCGGGUCCCGCCAGCGGCGAGAUUCGCACCUUGGAGGACCCCGAUGCCAUCCGUAAGCGCGUUGAGAUGUUGCAGCAAUCCCCAAUGGCGGAUUUAAAUUCGGGCGCCGGCAGUUGGGAGGAGCUCAAGCAGCUCCAUCCGGACACCAAGUGGCUCUACGUGGCCAAGCACCAGGAGACCAUUGGCCGCGACCCGCUCAGACCCAAGGCAGACGCCUGGCAGAAGGUGCCCAUCAUGAACAUACCCCGCAUCAUAGCCGCCAUCAGCUCACCGCCGCCGCCACCGCCGCCGGGAGACGGCAGCAGCGCGGGCGGCGGCCUGACGGCCGAGGGCAAGCCUAAGCGGCCGCAGGUGAUGCAUCGUUUUAGGCGCGUUGUGGAUCAGAGUACCAUGGCCAUGAACCUGCUCAACAGGGUACAAGACGUGCUGCACAACGGGCCAGGGGGCGGCGGCAGCGCUGCUGCCUCGGCGGGCCCUGCCAGUCCGGCCCGGGUGCCGUCGACGCCAGCGUUGGCGCCGCCGCCGUCGGCGUUGUCGUCGGUGCAGGCGGCGUCAAUGAUGCCGCCGGGAGUUAUGCCGCUGCCGCCGGGGGUACUGCCCGUUGGGAUUUUGCCGCCGGGCAUGGCAAACGGGCAGUUGCCGCCAGGGUUUAUGCCGCCGCCGCCAGGCAUGCUGCCGCCGCCAGGGCUGUUGCCGCCGCCGCCGCCGCCAGGGAUGAUGUUCCCGCCAGGCAUGCUGCCGCCGCCCGGCCUGGUCUUUCCCCCGGGGAUGAUGCCGCCGCCGGGCAUGCUGCCGCUGCCCCCACCGGGCAUGAUGUUUCCCCCGCCCCCUCCGGGAAUGGUGUUCCCGCCGCCGGGGAUGAUGCCGCCGCCGCCGCCUGGAGGAAUGCCGUCGAUGCCGUCAACACACGUUCGGAGAUGA
Messenger RNA from Volvox carteri f. nagariensis, 3450 nucleotides. RefSeq lists its product as uncharacterized. The transcript has 19 exons. Gene Ontology annotation, molecular function: protein binding. Lineage: Eukaryota; Viridiplantae; Chlorophyta; Chlorophyceae; Chlamydomonadales; Volvocaceae. The record is from RefSeq and is a predicted model, not a curated record. The coding region runs from base 1 to 3450 and encodes 1149 amino acids.